UGUGUGUUUUCUCGCGAAAAAAAAAGUUCGAGCCUGGCAUCAAGAUGGUGAUUUGAGUGGUGGCGAAUUAUUUGGACUGGUCCGCGCGAACCUCGAUUAUGCUUAAUUUCCGGACGAUUAAGCUACGGUUCGGACUCCGAUUGCGGUGCUGAAAACACGGACACUGGCGGCCAGGCGCGUCGGGAGAAUCUAGUGUGGGGUGUUUUUUUUUUUUGAAAGUUCGCGAGUGACCUAGAAGAGGAAGCUGAAAUUUUGUAUUUCCUUCUUUUUUGGUGGGAGGAUUGGACUAUCUUUGCGAGGAAUUUGGCAAACAUUCGGAUAAUUUGGCGAUUUUGGGGAUAGAGGAUUGCCAAACAAAAUCAUUUCUCUCUGUUGAUGGUUUCGGUUGUGCUGGUGCUGCGGUUUUAUGUUAAAUAAUCAACAGAAGAGAACAGCAGCGGCACUGAUACUGAGUGGCUAUGUCGGAUCAGUCGUCCUCGUCUAAAGAGCCGAAGCCACAACAGGAUGACGAAACCAACAGACGGAACGAGCGACCCUUGCCUACGGAUGGUGCACCGCAGACCCAGCUACAGAAGUGGUCCUGCGAGUACUGCACCUACGAAAACUUUCCCCAGUCCCUGAAGUGCACCAUGUGCAAGGGACAGAAGCCACUGCUGAACGAGGACAUUUUUCGCCUAAGUCCAACGCAGCAGCUCAGCACAAAGAAACGAUCUACGGUGAACCUCGCCAGCGGACCAUCGACGCGGUUUCCGGUGGACGAGCACGGCGAUGACGACGAGGAGGAGCAAAAGUGGUGCUGCGGAGGUUGUACUUACCUGAAUCUGCCCGAAGCGAAGCGUUGUUCGCAGUGUAACGGCAAGCGGCGGGAGGAUGUGGACCUGUUUGGGCCAUCGACGGCAAAGGGUGGAGUGAUAUCUCAGUACGAAAGUUUGAGCGAUCAGAUGAACGCUCUCAACAUUCGUCGCAAUUCGGUGGACGGCGAUUCGGGGGAUCGGUUCUCGAGGCCACCUUCGGAAGAUGGCCGACGGAGGAACAAUUCGCCCACGAACCGCCAGGCGGAAACUGCCAAAGAGUGUGAUCCCAGCGGUGGCGGUGCUAAGGGAUCGUCCUCUCCGGUGGGCACGUGCACCCGGUCGUCGUCGGCCAGCGGUGGAAAAUGGUUCUGCUCGGUGUGUACUUAUGAAAACUGGCCCAAAUCGAUCAAGUGUUCAAUGUGUCUCCAUCCGCGUGAGACCAACAGUGGCCGGAACAGUCAGGCGUCUGCCAAGCACUCUCCCGAGCACGAGGAUAACGUCGCGAGCAACAUUGUGCUAAACAACAAGCGAAAUCAACAGAUGGCUCGCGAGCAGGAACCAGCCAACAAUAUGGACGUUUACCAGCAGGAGCGUUACAUGCGCCAGUUGAGGCGGCAACCCGAUUGGCAGUGGCUGAAUGCGUGCAUUGGAAUUGCGGAGAACAACGUCGGCGCCGUGGAGGCCUUUUUGGCGUGCGGCGGCGAACCCAGUCGAAUGCUCACGCCGGCGGAGGUCAAUCUGCUGAACAACAACGAUAUAGCGUUCGACGUGGGUCACACUUUGAUCCAUCUGGCGAUACGGUUUCACCGCGACGAAAUGUUACCACUGCUGCUUACGCAAAUUUCCGGCUCCGGACCUGGCAUUAAGCGGGUACCGUCGUACGUGGCACCAGAUCUGGCCAGCGACAUCCGGCGCCACUUUGCCGUGCUGUUACGGAUCCGGAAAGCUUCCUUCAGUUGCCAGUACGUGAACGAACACGCGACCUUCUCGCUGCCGGCCGACAUCGAAGAACUGCCACUGGCACUGCAGGAACAGCUCUACGAAGAACUGCUCGAUCGGGAUGCACAAAAACAGCUCGAAAUACCACCGCCGGCGCUCAACUGGUCCCUGGAAAUCACCGAACGGCUCGGCUCUCGGCUGAUGGUGCUGUGGAACCGGAGCGCCGGAGAUUGUCUGCUCGACUCGGCCAUGCAGGCCACGUGGGGCGUUUUCGAUCGUGAUAACACACUGCGAAGGGCGCUCGCCGACAGCCUGCAUCAGUGUGACCACUACUUCUACCCCCGCUGGAAGGAGAACGAAAUUUUCCAGGCAGCGCUGCUUCACUACACCGUUUCGGAAGCCCAACUCGAGGAAGACUGGGGCACGCUGCUUUCGCUCGCUAGUCAGCCCGGCUCGUCGCUGGAGCAGUUGCACAUUUUCGCCCUGGCUCACAUUCUCCGCCGGCCGAUUAUCGUCUACGGUGUCAAAUGCGUUAAGAGCUUCCGCGGCGAAGAUAUCGGCUACGCGCGCUUCGAGGGCGUCUACCUGCCGCUGCUGUGGGAGCAAAGCUUCUGCAUAACGUCGCCGAUCGCACUCGGUUACACGCGGGGCCACUUUAGUGCGCUCGUGCCGACGGAACCGUACUCGCGGAUCGAUGCCGCCCGGGACGAGCGGGAAGACAUUACCUUCCUGCCGCUGAUGGACUGCGAGCUGAAGCUGCUGCCUAUUCACUUUUUGAAUAGCAAUGAGAUUGGCCGCGAAGAAUCCAUCAUGCGCCAAUGGCUCGAAGUGUGCGAAACCGAGGGAGGCCUCCUGGUCGCCCAGCAAAAACUGCAUAAACGUCCACUGUUAGUCGCCCAGAUGCUGGAGGAAUGGCUGAACCAUUAUCGAAGAAUAGCUAUUUCGAGGCUUUUUUAAACAAUUCGCUUUGCUCGGGUCGUUGAUGAAGAUUUUAGCCUGAAACAUAAUUUUAAAAGCGCGCGUAGAAAGCUUUCUCCAUCGAUGCAGUAAACUCAAAUUAAAUGUCGCAAAAUCACACUCACACAUACACAAACACGCAUCAACCCGCACCGACAUCGAACGUCAAUUAUCACAGCUUGGUCAGCGGCACCGAAUUCGUACGACAAAGUUAGCACAAAAUAAGCUCCAGCAAAUCGCAACAACGACACUUUUUGCCACCCUCCUCCGCAAUAGGAUACCCAAAACAAUUAUUGAACAUAAUUCGCGGUUUUUACUCCCACCAACAACAACAGCAACAACAACUAGAGAGAAAGGCAGGCAGGCGAAUUGAACCAGUUAAAAACUCCACGCUGCACUUGUACUUUACAAUUUGAAAAAUUGCUAAAAUACCAAGCCAACUAAUCCAGAUAGAUUAAAUCUAUGAGUACACUCGAACACAGAGCUCUGUUAUGUUUGUUAAGUUUUAUAUCAGAAUGAUCGUUUUUUUUUUCUUCGGGACUCAACUUUGGUGUGUAAAUAAUACAUUCAAUUGAAUUGCAGGUAAGUUAGUUGUAAAAACAAAAUGACAAAAUAAAUUAUUUUUCAUGGUCCAACGUU
Culex pipiens pallens (northern house mosquito) is the source of this 3329-nucleotide messenger RNA. It is a transcript of the gene trbd, whose product is annotated as ubiquitin thioesterase trabid. Gene Ontology annotation, cellular component: nucleus; cytoplasm. The coding region runs from base 459 to 2690 and encodes 743 amino acids. Gene Ontology annotation, biological process: positive regulation of Wnt signaling pathway; cytoskeleton organization; protein deubiquitination involved in ubiquitin-dependent protein catabolic process. The transcript is spliced from 6 exons. The record is from RefSeq and is a predicted model, not a curated record. Gene Ontology annotation, molecular function: cysteine-type deubiquitinase activity; K63-linked polyubiquitin modification-dependent protein binding. NCBI's taxonomy places the organism in Eukaryota, Metazoa, Arthropoda, Insecta, Diptera, Culicidae.